CCAGUCCAAAUCUUCACCAGUCACUUUGGAUGUUCUUUAUGCUCCCAAAGAUGUCCAGCUUGUCAUUGAAAAUGAACAGCUGCCCAUAAAGGAGGCAGACACCAUCAGGCUAAACUGUUCAUUCAGUCACAGUAACCCUAGCAGUGGUAUCUCAUACAAAUGGUAUAAGGAUAAAUCAAGGCUAUCAAAUCAAGGAGACCUGCUGAUCUUCCCUGCAAACUUAGAACAGGCUGGUGAUUACACCUGUGAAGCCUGCAAUACUGUAAAUUGUGUUCCAGCUCAACCAGUCACUGUGGAUAUACACUAUGCCCCCAAAGGGGUCAAAGUUGUGCAAGAACUAAAAACGAUUCGUGAAGGCAACCGUGUUAACUUGAGGUGUGAAGUGGCAAAGGCAAAUCCCAAAGUUGACAGCUACAGAUGGUACAAAGAUGGGGUACAGCAAUAUCUGGAUUCUGCACCUGCUGUGCUGACCAUCUAUCACGUGACGUCAUCACAUUCUGGCACAUACUGGUGUGAGGCCACUAACAGUGUGGCUACUUCCCCUUCCCAAGAAAUUAGGCUGAAUGUCUAUUAUGGACCUCGCAAUGUCCAUCUGUCUCUGGAGAGGCAGGUGGCAGUGACAGAGGGAAUGGAUGUCUCACUGCUGUGUGCUGCUGAUGCCAACCCAUCUCCUCACGGUUUUGAGUUGUACCGAGACAAAGAAAGGCUGAUGGAAAGAAAUGAACGAAUCCUGCUUCUCCGAAAAGUUCAGGUCGAAGAUUCGGGAAACUAUCACUGCAAAGCAUACAAUGCAAUCUCCGUAGGCGAAUCACAAAUCCUGAUGCUCUCUGUGUCCUACAGCAGGGCUACCAAGCUGAAGCAUGGCAUGACGGGCCUUGGCAUCAUUCUAAGUUUUAUUUGCGUGUUGGGCAUCCUCAUCUUUGCUCUGAAGGCAUGGAAGAAAAAGAGGGGUGCAGGAGCUUCCAGGACAAAGCGGUCUGGCUCGUUUUUUGUGAGGAAGCCGAAGCCGGAACAGCUGUGCAACAACCGAGCCCCUGAAAGAGCUGUCAACUCCUCCCUUGCAUUCCUGAACGAGGGAGCAGAAGAAGCCGUCAGCUACGCAGUGCUUCGCUUCCCCCCUGCUGCAUCUGAGGAGCAAGAUGAUUACGCCAGGGUCAAUGCCCCAAGAGUUGCACUGGAUCCCUCAAAUGAAGAAGCGGUCUACAGUGUGGUCAAGAAACCUGGAGCCACCUCAAAGGGAGACACCAAGCAUGACUAUGAGAAUGUGGUGGCCCAGAAAGAAGAGGAACUGCAUUAUUCCUCCCUGGUGAACCUGGCCCCACGGCCCCAGCUCAUCUACAGAGAUUCAGACUCAGAAUCAGAGGAGAGCAUCCAAUAUGCGGCCCUCAAGCACUGACCUCCUGGGAACCUGUAAAAAGCAUAAGAGCUUCUGAAUGGACUCCUGGGUCUAUAUUACAGCUUGCUUUCAACAGCCUGGUGACAUAGUGGUUGGGAGGUGGGUAGAGAAGACAAUCCAGGCUGAAUCAAUUUUGCCUGUGGCAGCCAGAACAAGAGUGGCAGAAUGUGUGUGGGGCAGUGAUGCUCUGGGAGGGCUUCUGGAGU
Molecule: messenger RNA, 1602 nt
Organism: Gekko japonicus
Lineage: Eukaryota; Metazoa; Chordata; Lepidosauria; Squamata; Gekkonidae
Product: B-cell receptor CD22-like
Exons: 9
Coding region: 629-1396 (255 amino acids)
Source: RefSeq, a predicted model, not a curated record